ACUCAGAAGGAGAGCGAUUUAGCUUGUUGUUCCUCCACUGCGGUUUGGGAUUUAAGGAAUGGGAAGUAUAGAAUUCUAGGACAGGAUGUGGAGGAGUACAGCACAGCCCCUUACGUCGCGUUGCUGGAUUGGUUUUUGAGGAAAGACAACUCCACACUAUUUAUCCCGCAUCUGGAGGAGACCGUGAAAGAAACGCGUAAAUUGAAACCUCGCUCAUCCAGUGGACCCAAAUCGACUUUAUCUGUUACUGGGUCAGGAGAGGAUGCCACGCCCUCGGACUCACCUUCUGGUGCUGCUGGCAGCGAUAUGUGUGGCAGAGCCCUUUACCAGCCCCAAUGGCAGCGACAACGAGGUCUUGAAACACACAGAGGCGUCACUCACCAAGAGCCAGAACCUAGAGAUUGAGAACGCCAUUGGGAACUUUAGCCGAACCGAGCAGGGGGGUGGACCAGCCGCAACCCCGGCAGCCUCGUUCAACACCACAUCUACCCCAGCCCCAGCUCCUACCCCCACCCCUCAGUGCCCAGGUAAUCAGGUGGUGUUGGUGGGCAGCGAGGGCUGUGGAUGCCCUGUUGGCAUGGUGAAUGUGGCAGGAGAGAACUGUACCUGCCCUGUGGGUUACACUCUGCGGCGAGCAGCAGGGUGCCUUGAUGUAGAUGAGUGUAAAGGGGAGGGGCCAGGGCCAUGCAGUCUCCAUGCCGACUGCACAAACACACCCGGCUCAUACCUGUGCAAAUGUCUUCGUGGUUACCUGAUGGGUGCAGGAGGAUGCCAAGAUAUUGAUGAGUGUGCUCUAGCUGAAGUGACCGGGCUGCAGGCGUGUGGGUCUGGGGCAGACUGCAGGAACACCCUUGGAUCCUUCUCAUGUUUCUGUCCAGUUGGAUACGUUAUGGCUCUUGACGGACACAGUUGUGUGGACGUUGAUGAGUGCAGCUUUGAGGAGCAGUGUCGCAGGGAGCUGGGGAACGUGUGUGUGAACACCCCUGGUAGCUUCGUGUGUCAGUGUCAGCCUGGCUUCAGAGCAGAGGUCCCAGCCUGCAUCGAUGAGGAUGAGUGUAAGGAAACUCCAGAUGUGUGUGCUGGUCAGGGUGUGUGUGAGAACACUUUUGGGAGUUAUAAGUGUGUCUGCCAAAGAGGUUACCGGGGCAAUGGCUCAUACUGUGAGGAUGAGAAUGAGUGUGCAUCAGGGCGUCACGGUUGUGAUACUAAUGCUCGCUGUGGGAACAUCAUUGGCUCCUACUUCUGCCAGUGUUACCAGGGCUUCAAUGGGGAUGGUCUCUCUUGCUUCGAUGUUGAUGAGUGUGCCCUGAGCAAUGGGCACUGUGAGCACAACUGCACCAACGAGCCAGGAGGCUACAGCUGCCACUGUGGCAUAGGCUACCAGCUAGCCCAGGAUGGACACAACUGCUCAGACGUUGAUGAGUGUGUGGUGCAGAACGGGACGUGUGAGCAGGUGUGCACCAACACGCAGGGCUCCUUCCUGUGUUCCUGCCGACCUGGCUACCAGCUUCACAUCGACCGCCACAGCUGUGUAGAUAUCGACGAGUGUAAGCUCCAGAACGGGGGCUGCUCCCACACCUGCACCAACACACCGGGGGGGCACACGUGUUCCUGUCCCGCCCCUCUACUGCUGCACGCGGACAAUACCAGCUGUGUCAAUGUGACCUCGUGCGACUUUAGGAGAGGCGGCUGUGACCACUUGUGUACUGUGCGCGCCGAGGGGCUUCUCUACUGCAGCUGCAGUGCAGGAUGGCAACUGGGCAAGGACCUGAGGAGUUGCCUGGAUGUGAAUGAGUGUGGGGACUUCACGAACGGCGGUUGUGAGCAGCUGUGCCAGAACCACCCUGGUGGCUUUAACUGCAGCUGCGGGGAGGGCUACGUAGCGCGUACCGACGACCCCACCAGGUGCCAACCGGUGUGUGACCCCCCAUGUCAGAACUAUGGAGCAUGUGUGGCCCCUCACUCUUGUGACUGUCCUGCAGGUUACCCUGGUCCUGGCUGUUCAGCCAUGUGCUCCCCGCCCUGUGCCCAUGGAGGAACAUGUAUGCGCUGGGACAUGUGUCUCUGCCCACCUGGCUGGACGGGGACUGGCUGUCACACAGGUACACUGUCCCCGUCACGCGGGCUGCAUCUGGAAUGGCGCCCUAUUCCCUAUGUGUUUAAGAAGGAGCUGGGUGCCGGGUGCUGUGAGUCGGGGGUGGGGUGGCGAGGUUGUGGUGGGGGAGGAAGUAGGAGGCUUGUGUUUUCUUCGUUCUUGGCAGAGCGAGCUGGGAGUGUGAGCGAGAGGGAGCUGAUCCACGCAGAUUGCGGAAAAUGGGCUCUAGCAAAGAAGUGGCUCGCCUGUGGAAGGAAGGCGUCGGGGGAUGGCAGCCAAUGGCAAGCGACCAGCCAUGGUGACUCAGAAUCUGUGUCUCUUAUGAUGCCAUUACCUGCCGUAACCACCUGUGACGACAGCUCCCAGGGCGCCCAGUGUGGUAACCCCCCGCACCUCUCCAAAAACCUGUAUAUGUAUGCGUUCGUUUCGGAGGGUUUAUAA
Molecule: messenger RNA, 2536 nt
Organism: Oncorhynchus gorbuscha (pink salmon)
Lineage: Eukaryota; Metazoa; Chordata; Actinopteri; Salmoniformes; Salmonidae
Product: latent-transforming growth factor beta-binding protein 4-like
Exons: 18
Coding region: 263-2536 (757 amino acids)
Molecular function (GO): calcium ion binding
Source: RefSeq, a predicted model, not a curated record